Molecule: messenger RNA, 4412 nt
Organism: Cololabis saira (Pacific saury)
Lineage: Eukaryota; Metazoa; Chordata; Actinopteri; Beloniformes; Belonidae
Gene: nphp4
Product: nephronophthisis 4
Exons: 29
Coding region: 234-4325 (1363 amino acids)
Biological process (GO): negative regulation of canonical Wnt signaling pathway; protein localization to ciliary transition zone
Cellular component (GO): cytoskeleton; ciliary basal body; ciliary transition zone
Source: RefSeq, a predicted model, not a curated record
UUGAGAGGAGUCGGUCUGUUCCUCCGUCCAGUCAGACGGUCCGCCUGGCAGCAGAAAACCACCUCCGCCAGUCUCAAGGCUUCCAGCUGUGUCUCAGCCGGGCGGCCGCGCCUCACCUCCCGCAGGAGAGUUCAGAGGGGGAACAAGAUGUAAACUACCAGCUGCGAGUGACACUGUUUGAUAGAAAACACCAGCACUUCUUUGGGAAAACAUGGAAGAGUUCAACACAGAAAAUGAAAAACAACAAGAUUUCUUUUAAUGAGGUCCUGUACUUCCACACUUCUUUGCUGUUGCCAAACACGCUGCUGGUACUGGAGCUGGUGUCCUUGUUGCCCAAACCUGACAGCUCCCAUCAGGCUGUGGGGAGAGGCUUCAGUGUCCUGGAGCUUUUUACCAACAGACCAGAGGGUCCACCCACUUGUGGAGACAGAAGGCUGAAUUUACACCAUGGAUCCCCAAGAGGUCUUCUCCAUCCGCUGCUGAAGCACACUGAUGACUACAGCAGUCUGAUGAAGAUUAUUGAUGGAGCCUAUUUGGACUGUGUGGUUAAAAACCAUCCUUCAUUGCUCCCUGUGAUCCAUCUCCUGCCUGAGAAUGUCCUCGUGUCUGGAGAUGACAACAUUCCUGGCCUCACAGCUUCUCCAACAGGAGAUGUUCUGCUGAAACCUCAGCCACUCAAGACGACGCCCUUCACCCUGAGUAGACUGGCCAUUUCCCUGCAGCCGUCCCUGGAAGAGUUUGAGAGCCAGCUGCUGCAGCUCAUCAAUGCUGACUGCCAUAACACGCCAGGACCAGACGACACGCAGAAAACAGUCGUCGUCCAGGAAAGGAGGCUUCAUGUCGGUGUCCACAACGGCUGGUGUUUUCUCGACAAGCCCCAAGUGGUGGUACUAGAGCCCCUCGCUUCAGGGGUCAGGCGACGAGCAGACAGCACCUCGAGAAAGAGCCUGCUGGCCAAGGACAGCUCAGCAACAUCCUCCUUCCCUCAGAUGUUGGGUCUUCGCAGCAGUCUGGAUCUCACGCUGGCCAGUCAUCAGGCUUUGGCAAUCGUCUUUCAGUUGGAGUACGCCUUCUCCGCUCCAGCAGGUCGAGAGACUCUGCUGUCUGCUGCCUCCUCAGCCCGAGCCGCCUUCUUGCAGUGCCUUCGUUGGGGGAUUUGGUGCCCCUUCCAAGAGCCAUCUGACUGGAAAGGCGAAGAGAUACAGCUUGUUCUGCAAGGAGGUGCAAAGCCAAACCCUCAUGGAGUCAUGGUCUACAGCACAGGAGUGUCUGCCAAACCGCAGAGCUCUGCACCGGUCUUGGCUCCAGAUGCAGCUCAGGAGGCCUCUAAAGCGAAAGAUAUGAUAACAUUUUGGCUGUCGUCCAGCUCGGAAAGGAAGGCACCCAGCCCAAAGGCAACUCUAAGAACUAAGCAUGAGGAUAUGCCACGUCGGAGAAGAUCACCUUCAUCACCUUCACAGGGUCAAAAACACACUCCGCAGACCUCUCCACCAGCGUCUCCUCGAGGCCCCGGGCUCUCACUGUCUCAGCUGGCAGCUACUUCACGCUACCCGACCAUCAGCCACUCCAGCUCGGCGUUGCCGUGGCAACACUCAUUUCCUUCUCUGCUCCAUCCUUCCCCGUUGGCAUCAGCCCACCAGCUGUCACAUGUCGCUUGCUCAGCUGUCAGCAACAUCGCCCACCUGGAGAUGGACCUCCAGCGGGAAGGUGAUGAGCAAACAUCAAUGCAGGAUGAAGGAGACCAGCUCCAGGAGCUGCCCUUCACCCCUGUCCACGCACCUGUCAUAACUCUAGGGAUGAAUGCGCCCAGCUCCUGCUCAGUCAGCUCCAGGAGCUCGCUGGCUCACCUUUUCUCAGCUGGCUUCCCUGAAAUCGUGGACUGCAGCGGCCAGGUGGCGGAAGUCCUGGACCCCACGGAACCUCUGCCCUUUGAUCCUCAGCGGGAAGAUAGUGACCUUUUACAGGGAAACCUACUGGUGUUCCAGUUCCUGGCGUUUACCAGAGUACCUGCUGUGGGGGCUGGUGCGGACUGGCCACACAACAUUUACCUCACCUUCCAGUUCUAUCGCUUCCCACCGACCACAUCGCAGCAGCUGCAGCUGCUGACCAGGGACAAGGGGAAGACCAAACCAAGUGAGGCGCUCCCCUGUGUCCUAGCCACCAUCAGCAACGGCGGCGCUCUUAACACCGGUUCUCCCGGUCUGCAGGUCCAGUUCAGAGUAGACGACAGUUUCCUGAAACCAGGAGAGAAGCGCUGGUUCCUCCGUUAUCUGGCUCUCCACACUAUGCACAUCGACAUCUGGGACAGUGAAUCAUUGCUCCUCAUCGGCUCUACUGCCGUUGAGCUCAAGUACAUGCUGCGUCAGGGUAAAUCUGCAGUGCAGGCCCUUCAUGAACUGGAGGUUCUGACCACUGAUUAUGUCGGAGAGGACACCUUACUGACAUGCGCAGAUGUGGGUCAACACGAGGCCUCCAGCCCUGUGACGGUUCGCACCAUCGUCAGAGGCCGGAUCCACGUGCGGACGGGGAACAUAGGAUGUGCAGUGGAUCCCACCAGGAAGAGAGCAGUAGACAAGAUGACGUCUCAUUCUCACAUCAUCAUACCUCGAGAAGUCACCAGUGGCUUCAGAGGAGGAAGCUUGUCACCCAGAAAUAUCCUCCACCUCAAUGCGAGGAAUACUGCACAUGCAGACAGACUGGGGAUGGAUUCAGGUCCAACGUCAUCGUUAAGAAGCAGGGUCACAGCUGAAACCAUCACACCCAGAGACCGCAACCCAAAUCAACUGGACAGUGGGCGCAGGAAGCUGGACUGCAUGGCUGCCGUCCAUCAACGCGAGGCAAGGGAAGAUGCCAAAGCAGCAAAAGUUGUGGUUCACACCAAAGAUGCCAAGUUCCCUAGAGAAGUUCAUCCAGUAAAACCCGAGGGAGAGCACAGCAAGGCAGAGAGAAUCGCCAACAUGCUGGGCCAAGCCAUCACCACCCAGCACCUCCUCUAUGCCAGCCUGGGUUCUGCUGAAUACAUGGAGUUUGUCCUUAAAAAUCCCUUCAAUGUGCCUCAGACCGUCACCAUUCAGAGUGAUGACCCGGAGCUCAGUGUCAUCACCACCACUGAGGAGUGGCGUUACUUCAAAGCACUAACCAAGACUCCCACUCCACUGGAGGAGAACAUGUUCCACGUGGAGGAAGACGCCCCGGGUCCCAGGAUUUACCUUCGGCCCAAAGAGAGCAUCCACAUACCUUUGAAAUACCAAAGCUUCCUCUGCGACCACACCAUGACCCCCCAGGGACCAAGCUUCCUUCCCACAGGCCAAAGUUCUCGGGUGGCCAAGAAGAAUCUGUCCAAUAUUAUUCCUGCCAAAACUAUCAAGGUUACAUUCAAAGCAGAAGAUGGCAAGCCCAUGGCCAUCUGCCAGGUGACUGUGGAGCCGACGCCCCACGUCGUGGACCAGACCUUCCGACUUUAUCACCCUCAGCUUUGUUUCCUCAAGAAGGCCAUACGCCUGCCGCCGUGGCACGACCCCAAAGCUGAAGACCCAGACGCCAGGUCUCAUAUUUCCGUGCGCUGCAGUGAUCCUAACAUCAUCUGCCAGACGAGGAUGCUGGUGCCAGGGGAGCCUCAGGAUGUGUACUUGAAAGUGCCUGGGAGUCCCAGUCCACACAUAAAAACGUUUUUUGUCAUGGUUUUCACCGAUAAAUGGAUGGCAGCGCCCUCGCAGAUCUGGCAUGUUCACGUGCAUUUCCUGGAACGGCUGGACGUCAGCUGUGUGACCGGCCAGCGAUGCUGCCAGUCGCUGGUUCUGAAGGGGAAGCAGGCUGUUCGGAAGGUCAGAUGUUUCUCAUCACACCCCAAGGAGAUCGAGGUGGACCCAGCCGGUGUGUUUGUUUUGCCUCCUGCAGCCGUGCAUGAGCUCCAGCUGAAGGUGCAGCCGUGGCACGCCGGCAGCCGCUUCCUCUAUGUGAACGCAGUAGACGUGGAGCAGCGGCGGCUGGUCACUGCCUGGCUGCUCUGUCUCAACGUCCACCGGCCCGUGCUUUCCAAGGCCUUUGAAUUGAGUGUCCCCGUUGGAGGCGGGCGUGGAAGCUCCAGAAAAAUCACUUACACCAACCCGUACACCAGCAGCCGUACGUUCCUGCUCCGCUCCGACCAUCCGGACCUGCUCCAGUUCAAGGAGGAUAAAUUCCAGAUUGGUGGGGGAGAGAGUUACACGAUCGGAUUACGUUUCGCCGCCAGCCAGAGUCCCGGCUCAGCAGAGAUCCUGGUUUACGUGAACAACCUGGAAGAGAAAACGGAGGAGACGUUCUGUGUGAAAGUCAACUAUUCGUGAGGACAAGCAUCUCAGUAGAAAUUUAAACACAUGUAAAUAAACAGCAGUUGUAUUUAGGAGUUAUGAAAUUGUAUUAGCUCAGUAUUU